AUGAGAGAGACGUGGGCCAAUAAGAAUAUAUUUAAAACCGUUAAUUUGAGGAUAGUUUUCUUCUUUGGGUUGACAAAAGUGAAAGCAACACAGGAGUUGAUAGAGAACGAAAGUAUCGUCUACGGCGACGUUGUUCAGGGGAAUUUCUUGGACACCUACCACAACCUGACUCACAAGGGCGUGCUGGCGUACAGGUGGACUCAGGACUUCUGUCAGCAGGCCGAGAUGAUUGUCAAAGUAGACGACGACGUGUUCCUCAAUGUCUUUAUCCUCCUGGAAAGUUUUUACCCGAAGUUCAAAUCUAAGAAGCGUUCUAUUUUAUGCCAAUGCCUUAUGAAAAAUAGAAGCAAGAUCCAUAGAGGGAAAAACAAAUGGUCUGUGGGGAAGCGUGUGUUUCGUGGAUAUUCCCACUACCCCAUCAAUUACUGCAUGGGCUACCUCGUACUCAUAUCACGCGAUCUCAUCAGACCAAUGUACCGGGCAUCCUCUCUGACGCCGUUCUUCUGGGUCGAUGACGUGUAUCUGUAUGGGUUGCUUCCCGAAAAGUUCGGUGGCGUCAAGCAUCAGGACAUCAGGAAGAGUUUGAUGAAAAGCGCAAAGGUGGGUCUCAAGUGCUAUCUUGAAUCAAAGAAAUGUUCGUACCUGGCGGUGAUCGCUUGGACAAAGGAAAAGGGCUACUUCGACCAACUGUGGUACGCAGCAUUGUCACAGCUGAGUCCAGCAAUGAAAAAGGAGGUGAAUCCUUUACUAUUACCAGAAGGGUGA
This is a messenger RNA of Gigantopelta aegis, 765 nucleotides long. Its product is annotated as beta-1,3-galactosyltransferase 1-like. NCBI's taxonomy places the organism in Eukaryota, Metazoa, Mollusca, Gastropoda, Neomphalida, Peltospiridae. The transcript has a single exon. Bases 1 to 765 code for a protein of 254 amino acids. Gene Ontology annotation, molecular function: hexosyltransferase activity. The record is from RefSeq and is a predicted model, not a curated record. Gene Ontology annotation, cellular component: membrane.